AUGGAGAAGCAGCAUAACCACCCUCCUCCCGGGGUGACACCCGAAUUAGACGAUCUAAAGUUGAAGGAAGAAGCAACCCUGGCCCGGGAUGUCGGACUGGGACAAGUAUUGGAGGUGGAAGCCACGCCAGAGCAGGAACGCAAGGUCUUGCGGAAGCUGGACAUAAUAUUGAUUCCUCUGAUGGGAGUCUGUUACAUGAUGCAAUAUAUGGACAAGCUGGCUCUGAGUCAAGCUACCCUGUUCAAUCUUCGGCAGGAUCUGAACCUCAAGGGACAGGAGUAUACCUGGACAUCUGCCGUCUUCUAUUUCGGGUACUUUGCCUGGAGCUGGCCCAGCUCAUAUCUCAUCGUCCGUUUGCCCCUCGGCAAAUACAUUAGUGCCUCAGUAUUAAUAUGGGGAGGCAUCCUGAUGUGCCACGCUGCAGCAACGAACUUCGGAGGCUUGAUGGCCGCCCGAUUCUUCCUAGGAGUGGGCGAAGCCGCCAUAGCCCCGGGAUUCUCCCUCAUCACAGGCAUGUUCUAUAAGCGUGAGGAGCAGCCAGCACGGCAAUCUGCCUGGUUCCUCGGAAACUGCAUCGCCUCUGUCAUCGGCGGUGUCGUGGCCUACGGCAUUGGCAACAUCAAAGCCGACGCCGUAACUAGCUGGCAACUCCUCUUCCUCAUCCUCGGCGCCAUAACGGCAUUCAUAUCCUUCUUCCUCAUCGUCCUCCUCCCCGACUCCCCCAAGAAAGCCAUCUUCCUCACCAAACCCGAGCGCGCCAUCGCCAUGCACCGCACCCUCGCCAACAAAACCGGCGUCGCGGACGAGGGAUCCUUCAGAUGGGACCAAGCCUGGCAAGCAAUCCGCGACCCUCAAACCUGGUUCUUGGUUCUAUACACUUUCUCCGUGAACCUCUGCAACGGCGGAAUCACCAGCUUCUCCUCAAUAAUCAUCAACGGCUUCGGCUUCUCCCAAAUCCGCUCCCUCCUCAUGCAAAUGCCCCUGGGCGGCGCCCAAAUCGUCUUCCUCAUCCUCACCGCCGGCAUCGCGACCUUCAUCCCGCGCACGCGAAUCCUAAUGAUGAUCUUCAACACCCUAACCUCUCUGAUCGGCAUGGUUCUCGUCUGGAAACUGGAUGAAGAUAAUCGUCGAGGCAGACUGACGGGUCUGGCACUGGGCGCUGUCUUCGCUGUUAAUAUUCCCCUCUCGCUGAGCAUUAUCAGUUCGAAUGUCGCGGGGUUCACGAAACGAAGUACCACCAGCGCGUUGUUGUUUGUUGCGUAUUGUGUGGGGAAUAUUGUCGGACCGCAGUUCUUUUAUAGCUCGGAGGAGCCUUAUUAUCCGACGGGCAUGAAAGCGGCUACGUCGGGACUGGCGUUGGGGGCAUUCUUCCUGGUGUGUUUGCUGGGGUAUUAUAUUUGGGAGAAUAAGCGGAGGGACCGACUGUAUGGAGUUCCGGAGCAGAUGACGGAGAGUCAGGAGUUGGCGUUGGGGUUGUCGAGUAAGACAGAUUUGGAAAUUGAAGAUUUUAGAUAUGUUUUGUAG
Aspergillus welwitschiae is the source of this 1524-nucleotide messenger RNA. Its product is annotated as major facilitator superfamily domain-containing protein. Gene Ontology annotation, cellular component: plasma membrane. The transcript is spliced from 7 exons. Lineage: Eukaryota; Fungi; Ascomycota; Eurotiomycetes; Eurotiales; Aspergillaceae. The record is from RefSeq and is a predicted model, not a curated record. Gene Ontology annotation, molecular function: dipeptide transmembrane transporter activity; allantoate transmembrane transporter activity. Gene Ontology annotation, biological process: tripeptide transport; allantoate transport; dipeptide transport. Bases 1 to 1524 code for a protein of 507 amino acids.